Centruroides sculpturatus (bark scorpion) is the source of this 1239-nucleotide messenger RNA. RefSeq names its product dimethylaniline monooxygenase [N-oxide-forming] 5-like. Lineage: Eukaryota; Metazoa; Arthropoda; Arachnida; Scorpiones; Buthidae. The coding region runs from base 1 to 1218 and encodes 405 amino acids. The record is from RefSeq and is a predicted model, not a curated record. The transcript is spliced from 4 exons. Gene Ontology annotation, molecular function: flavin adenine dinucleotide binding; N,N-dimethylaniline monooxygenase activity; NADP binding.
AUGAGUUUGGAUAUAACAUCUAUGUACCCUUCUAUUACUAAAGAUAUGAUUUUGAGCAGUUUACUGAAGGAAAAGAACUUUUAUCGACAAACAGAAGGUAUUUCGAUGGGCUCCGUAAUAGGACCGAAAUUAGCAGAAAUUUAUAUGCUGGAUGUGGACAUGAUUCUUUCAACAUUAAAUGGAGUUAUGUUUUUUGCAAGAUUCCCGGUGACGAAUUAUCUUUUCUUUUCACAGGUAUACUUAAGCACAAGGAGAGGAUGCUGGAUAAUACACAGAGUUGGAACCAAUGGAUUACCUUUCGAUUCUCUGUACUUAUGUCGUUUCUGGAAUCUACUUUACCAUAUUGUUCCAUUUCAAAUCAGCAAUUCUGUGAUAGAAUACGUGAUAAAUAAUCGCUUCGAUCACGAUUUAUAUCAAUUAAAACCCAAACACCGGAUACUUUCCCAACAUCCCAUGGUAAACGAUGCUCUACCCAAUCGUAUAUUAAGUGGAACCGUGGUGAUUAAAGGGCCAAUUAAACGCUUCGUUAGAAACGGGGUCAUCUUCGAAGGGGAUGAUUUCGUCACGGAAGUAGACGAAGUCGUUCUAGCUACCGGCUACGUCAUCAAAUUCCCAUUUCUUUCCGAAGAUAUCGUAUCCGUUAAGGAUAAUAAAGUAGAGUUGUAUAAAUACGUGAUACCACCCCAGCUUAAACACAGGACACUAGGAGUGAUCGGAUUGAUACAGAUCGUCGGGGGUCUGUUUCCGAUUUCGGAGAUCCAAGCCAGAUGGUUUGUUAAAGCUAUAAAAGACGAGGUAGAUCUACCUUCUACGCAAGGAAUGUACGACGAAAUCAAACGAAAUUCCGAAAUUAUGAGGAAACAAUACUUCGAUGGACCGCGACACACCAUACAAGUAGAUUACGUGGAUUACUUGGACGAUUUGUCUUCCAUGAUGGGAGCCAAACCGAAUAUGUUGAAUAUGUUUUUCACGGAUUUCCCACUAUUUUGGGCAUGUUUUAUGGGACCGAAUCUUCCGUAUCAGUAUCGUUUGCGAGGGCCACACUCGUGGGAAAAUGCGCGACAUACUAUACUUCGUUAUAGAGAGAGGGUAGAUGCUGCAUUCAAGACACGUUAUUUCCCUCCAGAAACUACAAUACAGAAAGGUAUACUGAGAUAUAUUUUUGGGUCUUUCAUGACUUUUAUCUUCGCUCUUUUGUUUGUUACUGUAACAUUUUAACUAAGAGAUAUCGAAGCAUUG